AGAAAGCACGAUCCUCCUCUCUUCUCAUGUAAUUUCUGCUGCGGCUCCUUUCGGCUUGUCGCUGUCACGCACACCUCUCCGCGCUCUCUCUUCUUCUCUUAUUUUCUUUUCUUCUUCCCGGACAGCAGGCAGCACUCUCUCAGCACUUUCGGGUUCCAAGCUCGCGAAGAAGCCUUCCUUGCUGCUCCAGCAGGUCGAGGAAGGGUCGACUGCUUCGUCGACGCGGCUAGCUGGACUGCAUCAGAUUAUGCAGUACAGCUAAUUCGCAAAAGGUGUGAGGUGUGCUGCCAAUGAAGACCAGACACAUCGAUUUCUUGCUCACAUGCUACGUAGGGAAAACAGGCAGACAGUGCAUCUAGCAGAUGCUAUUGCAAGACAGAAUGAGUGUUUACUCAUUAAAAGGUUCUAAAGGUCCAGUGUUUCCUCUACGAUCAAUCCUCGUCUUCUUCAUUGCAUUAUUCGGCUUCUAUGUCUGCUACUUCUCCUUUAAUCAGUUAACUUUCGAAAAUGAAGAAGAAUUGAACAGCGAAGAAGAAGAACAAACAAAAAAUAUUUGCAGAAAACCUGCAGUUCCACAUGAGCAGAGGCGAUAUUUGCACUUCCCAAAACCUACGACUUAUGACAGGGGCGAAUGCGCUUGUACCCCAGUUCGUUUCUUUGUUAUUGUAUCUAUGCAAAGAUCAGGAAGUGGGUGGUUUGAGACUUUGCUGAACAGCCACCCUAAUGUCAGCUCAAAUGGUGAAAUCUUCUCAGUGAGAGAUAGAAGAGAAAACAUCUCGACUAUUUUGGGGACUCUUGAUAAAUUGUAUAGCAUGGACUGGCUCACUAGUGCAGCAAAAAAUGAAUGCACAGCAGCAUUUGGAUUGAAGUGGAUGCUAAAUCAGGGACUCAUGGAGCACCAUCAAGACAUUGUUGAUUAUUUAAAUAGCAAAGGGGCUAUGGUGAUUCUUCUCUUCAGGAGGAAUACAUUACGGAGGCUUAUCUCUGUGUUGGCUAACAACUACGAUAGAAGAACAAAGCAAUUGAAUGGCAUCCAUAAAUCACACGUUCACUCAAAAGAGGAGGCUGAAAUACUCGCAAGAUUCAAACCAAAGAUGGACGUGUCAACUCUGAUCCCAAGCAUCAGAAACGCUGAACAUUCCAUGAGAACUUGCUUGGGCCACUUCCGAAAAACGCGCCACAUGAUCCUCUAUUACGAGGAUGUGAUCCGCGACAAAAAUGCAUUGUCCCGGGUGCAGGAAUUCCUCGGAGUUCCGGUGACCAAACUGUCCAGCCAGCAUGUGAAGAUCCACACCAGGCCCCUCCCGGACCUCGUCGAGAACUGGGAGGAUGUGAGCGAGAUGCUGAACGGGACAAAGUAUACUCAGUUUCUUGAUGACGCAGACUAUGUCAAGUGAUGUUUUCUAGUUCACAUCAGGGCCAAACGGGUCAUAGUUCCAAUUUCUUUUGGCAAAGGGUUCAAAAAUAUGUUUUCAUUCUUUUUUCGCCGCGCAUAAAGAGGGUUGCGGUUUCGGGAGUGUUGUUUGUAUAUGCAGGAGGUUACAGAAGGGGUGGAUGAUAAAAAUUGAGGCAUUCAUUUUCCACCUUUUAGAUUCUGUAUAGAUAUAUAUUUUCUGGGUUUUAUGGGUGCCCACCGUUGGUGGCUCGCAAUUGAGCUCCAUCUCUGAAACUCCAAGAAAACAGCAAUGAGCAGUAAUCAGAUGCCGUGUGAAAGUACUUACUGAUUACUUUUAUUUUA
Panicum virgatum (switchgrass) is the source of this 1738-nucleotide messenger RNA. Its product is annotated as nodulation protein H-like. Gene Ontology annotation, molecular function: sulfotransferase activity. The transcript is spliced from 7 exons. The record is from RefSeq and is a predicted model, not a curated record. The coding region runs from base 363 to 1397 and encodes 344 amino acids. NCBI's taxonomy places the organism in Eukaryota, Viridiplantae, Streptophyta, Magnoliopsida, Poales, Poaceae.